Cavenderia fasciculata is the source of this 3405-nucleotide messenger RNA. RefSeq lists its product as uncharacterized. The record is from RefSeq and is a predicted model, not a curated record. The transcript is spliced from 5 exons. The coding region runs from base 1 to 3405 and encodes 1134 amino acids. Lineage: Eukaryota; Evosea; Eumycetozoa; Acytosteliales; Cavenderiaceae.
AUGUCUUGCAACAACCAAUAUGUCUUUGUCAACGACACCAAUUCAUUGUCAUCAUCAUCAUCUUUUUCAUUGUUCAACCGUGUUGAACAACAAUCUAAAAUCAUCCAAAAUAAAAAUAUUUCUUUGUCUAUGAUGAUGCAGCCAUCAUCCGUUUCAUUGUUAUCUUUUAAUCAUUUUGAACAUCCAAUCAUUCUUAUCAAAAACAAAAACAACAAAAACAAAAACAACAAAAACAAAAACCACAAAAACAAUAAUAAUAAUAAUAACGAUAUCGAUUCAUCUAUUUCACAAACCGAAUUUGAUUCAAAUCAUAUUGUUUCUCAAUGUCAUUUUCCAUCAAACCAUACUUUUAUUCCUGUCUAUAACAAAAAUAUUAAUAAUAAUAAUAAUUUAACUUUUAAUUCAACAAUGUCAAUUUCAAUUCCUUUAAAUUUAAAUGUUUUGUCCAAAUCCCAUUUCCAGUUACCAUUAAGUCACUCAACCAACAACCAUAUUAUUUUCUAUGACGACAAAGAGGAGGAGGAAGAGGAAGAGGAAGAGUAUGUUCAAUUGAACAGCAACAGCAACAACAACACAAUCUCAUGUUUCAACCAUGCAAGGUGUAUUUUAACACAUUCAACAACCAACAACCACAUUCUUUUAGACAAGGAGGAGUUUGUUCAAUUGAACAACAGCAGCAGCACACAUUCAUUAACAUGUUUAGACCAUGUUAAACAUCAAUCAAUUCCUAUUAAUAAUCGAUCAAAUAAUAAUAAUAACUAUUUUUCGUUAUUUCAAUCAUCAUCAUUAAUUUCACCUAUUCCAUUUUCAUCUGAUUAUUUUAACUCUUCAAACACUUCCACAUUAUCAUCAUCAACAUUAUAUUUAUUAUCAAAUACAAUUAAUUCAACAAGAUCAAAUACAAGCCCAUUUUCAAGAUACUCUAGCAACAUCUCAAGAAUAGAAAACAACAAUGCGGUAACAAGCUCUGACAAUUUAAAUGAUGUUUCGAUCAAUUGUCAAUCAUCACGAUUACUCUUUAAUCAUUCAACAACCAACCAUUUUCUUUUAGCAGAAGAGGAGCAGAAGGAGGUAUCUUUUCAAUUGAACAACAACAACAACAACACAACCACAAUCUUAUUGUUCAACCAUGUUGAACAUCAUUCAAUUCAUAAUUAUAAUAAUAAUAGUAUUUCUUUCCAUCAAUCUACCAUUUUAUUUUAUAAUUCAAGUGAUACUCAAUGCCAAUCCAAUCAUUCAUUAGUUCCUGACAACAAUAAUAAUUAUUUAUUUUUUAAUUCAUCCACAGUUCAUAUUUUAACUCAUUGCCAAUCAAACAAUCUCACAUUCCUCACCAAUCCAUCCACCCUCCACAUUCAUCUCCGAUCGACCCACAAUCCUCAAACCAUUGGACAAUCUUCUAAUAAUAAUAAUAACAACAACAAAAAUAAAAAUACAAAUACAAAAAAUAAUAACAACAAAAGACCAACAAUUAAUAAUAAUAAUAAUAACAAUAACAUCACAACAAAUAAUAAUAAUAAUAAUAAUAAUAAUAAUAAUAAUAAUAAUAAUAAUAAUAAUAAUAAUAAUAAGUAUUCCUCUUCCACAGACAGACCAACCCUUCGUUGUUCGCCAACCAAUAAUAAUCGUAAUAUUAUUACAAUUUUAGCCAAUCACUUCAAUCCACAGCCAUUAAAAAAUACAAACCAUAACAGCAAUAAUAACAUUAAAUUAAAAAAUACAAAUAACAACAACAACUCAUCAUCAUCAUCAUCAUUCUCAUGUUUCAACCAUGUUGAAACAUUCAUUUCAACCAACAAACAAAAAAAAAAUAAUAAUAAUAAUAAUUCUUCAUUAAAUCAUCCAACAUCCAAUCAUUACACUACUCCAACCAUUUCAACAACCAAUCAUUUUGUUCCAACUCCAUCUUUGUUCAAUUUCAACUCUCCCACAUUCACAUUAAACAAUCCAACAACAACAAUCUCAAUGUGUCCAAUAUCAACGACAAGACCAUUUUCAACACACUCCAUCGUUUCAAGAUCUCAAAACAAAGCGGUAACAAGCUCUGACAAUUUAAAGCAUUUUACUGAUACCUCUUUUAUUUUUAUAGAUACCAAAGUUGGCAACAAUUAUUUUUAUUCUCUCAACUGUUUCGGAACCAAUCAUUCAAAUCAUACAACAAUACAAAGCCAACAAUCAUCAUCAUCACCAAUCAAUCAUGAUACAAUCCUCGCCACAAUCCACAUUCACAAUUCAACUCACAAUCAAUAUUCACAAAUCGCUCCACCAUCCUCAAAUAAUAAUAAUAACUCCUUUUCAUUUAUUCACCCAUUAUUAUCAAUUAAUAUAGAUUUUAUUGUGCCCCAAUGUCAAUCACAACCAUUAAUUUCAAAUUACUCAACCAACCACCCCAUUCUUUUAGAAGAAAAGGAAAAGACUGUUCAAUCGAACAACAACAACAACACAAACACAAUCACAAUCUCAUUGUCCAACCAUGUUGAACAUCAUUCAAUUCAUAAUAAUAAUAAUAAUAAUAAUAAUAUUUCUUUCCAUCAAUCAACCAUUUUAUUUUAUAAUUCCAGUGAUACAUUAUAUCAAAGUCAAUGUCAAUCAAAUCAUACAUUCUUUCCUGUUGACAACAACAACAAUAAUAAUUAUAAUUUAUCUUUUAAUUCAUCCACAGUUUCAAUUCCUUUUAAUUUAAAUGUUUUGUCUCAAUCCAUGUCACCCAUUCCAUUAAACUCUAGCGAUGUUUUGUUUCAUUGUCAAUCACCAAAUCAUUCAACAACCACCAACAAUAUUAAUUUCGAUCAGGAAGAGUCUGUUCAAUUGAACAGCAACAGCAAUACAAUCUCAUUUUCAUAUUUCAACCAAUCAAUUCCCAUAGAUAAUAAUAAUAAUAAUAAUAUUUCAUUCUUCAAUGACCAUCAACCAUCGAUUCCAUGUUUUAAAUCUAGUGAUAUUUUAACUCAUUCAACAACCAACAACCACAUUCUUUUAGACAAGGAGGGAACAACAAACAAUAAUAAUAUUACAAUCUUUGCCGAUCACUUCAACGCAUCCACAAUCCGUGUUCACCAAUCCAUCCAGACAACAAAAAAUAAUCCACCAAACAAUAAUAAUUCAUACAAUACAAAAAAUAACUUAAAAAAUAAUAAUAACAAGAAUACAUUUGAUAAUAACAACAACAAUAUAUUUUAUAUGUCACAAUCCAACUCUUCCUCCUCCUUUUUUACCUCUUCGAUAUACAUGAAACCCUCUCCUUGUUCACCAACAAAGAAUAAUAACAUUACAAUCUUUACCAAUCACUCCAAUCCACAAUCCUCAUUCACCAAUCAAUCAUUCAUUCAUCACCAAUCCGCUAGUACACUAAUCAUUAUUCUCUUCAACUCUUUUGGUAAUAACAACAUCUUAACAAUACAAUAA